AUGUCGUCGGGCAAGGUUAAGGCCGUCCAGCUCUGGGACAAGAGCAAGGACGAUUUGACGAAGCAGCUCGCCGAGCUCAAGACCGAGCUGGGCCAGCUCCGCAUCCAGAAGGUCGUCUCGUCCGGCUCCAAGCUGAACAAGAUCCACGACCUGCGAAAGUCCAUCGCCCGCGUCCUCACCGUCAUCAACGCCAAGCAACGCUCGCAGCUCCGCCUCUUCUACAAGAACAAGAAGUACGCUCCCCUCGACCUCCGCGCCAAGCAGACCCGCGCCAUCCGCCGCCGCCUGUCACCCGAGGACAAGGCCCGCGUCCUGGAGAAGACCAAGAAGCGCAGCACCCACUUCCCCCAAAGGAAGUACGCCAUCAAGGCCUAA
This is a messenger RNA of Purpureocillium lilacinum, 375 nucleotides long. Its product is annotated as 60S ribosomal protein uL29. Gene Ontology annotation, molecular function: mRNA binding; structural constituent of ribosome. The record is from RefSeq and is a predicted model, not a curated record. Lineage: Eukaryota; Fungi; Ascomycota; Sordariomycetes; Hypocreales; Ophiocordycipitaceae. Gene Ontology annotation, biological process: translation; maturation of LSU-rRNA from tricistronic rRNA transcript (SSU-rRNA, 5.8S rRNA, LSU-rRNA). Gene Ontology annotation, cellular component: cytosolic large ribosomal subunit; ribosome.